Molecule: messenger RNA, 2209 nt
Organism: Dothidotthia symphoricarpi CBS 119687
Lineage: Eukaryota; Fungi; Ascomycota; Dothideomycetes; Pleosporales; Dothidotthiaceae
Exons: 1
Coding region: 62-2116 (684 amino acids)
Source: RefSeq, a predicted model, not a curated record
CCAGGAAAUCGCCCACGCAGCCAAACCUCCCAAUCAUCUACUCCCCGCGCCAACCAACCAAAUGCACGAAACCCACAACCGCAUCCCCUCAACAGUAAAGCAGUACAUCCUGCGCUCCUCACCACUCAAGGGCAUGGAGCGGCCCGUCCGCUCCUUCAAAUCAUUCAUCCGCACAGUGCCCCCAAACCCGGGGUUUGAGAGUAGUCGGACGCUGAUUCCCAGACCGGCGAUGGGGAAGCGGCUGUUACGCUCGCCGGCGGUGUUGCCGCCUUUACCGGAUUCGCCGAUGAGGGAGAGUGUGGAGUGGGAGGAUGGUCGGGAGCUGAGCGCAACGCCGUCAGAUGAGGGCCGGGCUUCGUCGCCGGUGAUUCCCGAGGCGUUGGAUGGGGGUGCUGGCGAAAUGGGGGUAUGGGAGUCGAGUCCCGACUGCAUUCAACAGGUGCAAUUACUCCCGAUUCAAGAGCCAGCGUUCGACGUGCCAGGCUUUCCGAAUCACGAUCCGCUCAGACCCGAAUUAGCGCAAUUACCACCUCUCGAGAACGAGUCUGCUAACUCGUCGAGCCUACCCCAUCUGGCCAUUCCACUCAGAGGCGAAACUCCUAUAUCCUGUGUAGAAGUGGCACAUGCAAAGCUGGCGCAUACAUCGGAUGUGGUUUCUCCGAUUUCCAAUCUGUCGACAAAGUUGAAGGCUUUUGCGUCGGUAUAUAUUGGUUCUCCGAGGGAGAGAAAUGCAAAUUGGGAGCAGGCGGCAUUUGAUGCAGAAGGCUCGUGUACUGGUGGCUGUGCGAGGUCGACUGCUUCGUCGCAGAGCAAACGGAUACUUCCAGAUGCUGGAGGGAGUAAGCUGGCGGAUGAUGCUAUGACGAGCCACGCGAUGGAACAACCCGGUCCUUCAGAGGACUACGAUAGCGCGUUAGAGGAUCCGCAUGAGAGGUUACUUGCCGCGAAACCGCGAUCGUUAGAUGAGGCAGUCCUCGGAGAGUUCAAUUUCGAAUAUGACAAUGAUGGCGACGAGAGUGAGUCGUCAUCUCGGCCGCCAUCUCCUCCACCAAAGGACGAUGAACUGCUCCCCUCACCUCUGGAGUGGAAGAAGAGUUUCACCGGCUCAACUCUGGAUAAAAUCGUCUUAGAGCGACAAGCAAGAUCAUCCUCAGCGUUAGGACGAAAGAGUCCAUAUCCACAGGCAACCGCUUGCCCUCAUUGCAGUCACUCCAAGCGGCAGGAUCCUAAGACUCGACCUCACCUCUGGUCAUCAAGUGACCCCGUAUCUUCACCGCGAAAGAAAACGCCCCAAUUUGAAGUCAUCAUAGACCGACCACGGAAGAAAGAAACGCUUCUAGCAAACCUUUUGCACCACGCGGGGCUGAAGUCGAGUAAGAAACGCACGCAGGCUGCUCAAGCUGUGACGAUAGCGAGACGCUCACCUCCCCCACCGCUUCACCCACCUCGCCCGCCCCCACCGCCUGCAAUUUCAGCUCGCCAGUCACCGACGUCCUUGUCGCGGCUACCCGGACGCUUGGCCUUGGUACGGCGGUCGGAGUCGUCAUCGCCACAACCGUUGCGUGCGAGUAUCGUCAACAUUUCCCCCGUCUCUGAACGAUCACGACGGAGCAGUCUCGUGGCGUUUAUCUCCGAUGAAUCGGACGAGCACUCGUCUCCCGCGAUGCCUAUGACAAGGAUGCCCGGCACUGCGUUGGCGUCUCCCACAUCGCCGUACAUGGUCUCACCAACGUCGCCUCUUGCCGUUGAGGUCUCAGUCUCACCGCCGGCGCAUGUCGCGCCCCUCUCGCCCCAGAUAUCCUGGCCUCUACUCCGAGAACCCGAUGCACAUGUUGAAAGCACAUUAGAUGCAGAUGGGUGUAAACCAGGACUACUUCAGAAGGCCAAGGGCGCGCGGGAGGCGUGGAGACAGCAUCAUCGCGAGGUGAGGCAUGAGAAGCUGAAGCAGAGUAUUAGGGUGUUGGGUCCGACGGGUUAUGUAGUUGUGGAGAGGUGUGCUAGGUGUGAGAGGGGUUUGAUGGAGGGUGGUGAUAAGGAGAGGAUCAGGAUGCCUGGGUAUAUGGGUGGGGAUGCUGGCUCUCGGUCAAUCGAAAUACCAGGAACUGCAACAGCUUGACAACUACAACAAAGUUUAGUGUAGGAAUCUUAUGCAUAAACAUAGGGCUGUAUAUGCCUUGCGUGCAUUUAAAAACUUUUAAUUGUGUAGUUU